Penicillium psychrosexuale is the source of this 1092-nucleotide messenger RNA. RefSeq names its product AMP-activated serine/threonine-protein kinase regulatory subunit SNF4 (gene snf4). The coding region runs from base 1 to 1092 and encodes 363 amino acids. The transcript is spliced from 6 exons. The record is from RefSeq and is a predicted model, not a curated record. NCBI's taxonomy places the organism in Eukaryota, Fungi, Ascomycota, Eurotiomycetes, Eurotiales, Aspergillaceae.
AUGCCUGAGGAACUAGGUGAUCCCUCAACCCCCCACAUAUCGAAAGGCGGAAGACCCUCGACUCGGGACCUUCCUCUGGUCACGCGCCUUUCGUGCAGCCCAUCCUCGUACCUACGCCCCCCAAUGGCCUCCGAGCGAGCGAUCGAUCGGGAAGAGCGACAGGGCCUUCGUGCCAUUCGCGAUUUCCUUAAGGCCCGAAACUCCUACGAUGUCCUGCCGCUCAGCUUCCGACUCAUCAUCUUCGAUACGUCGCUUUCCGUCAAGGAGAGUCUGAACAUUCUGAUUCAAAACGGCAUCGUUUCAGCUCCGUUGUGGGACUCCAAAGCGUCCAAAUUCGCAGGUCUUCUAACCACUUCCGACUACAUCAAUGUCAUCCAAUACUAUUUCCAAAACCCCGCGGCGCUGGAUCAGAUCGAUCAAUUCCGCCUGGACAGUUUGCGAGAGGUUGAAAAGGCGCUAGGCGUCGCGCCGCCGGAGACUGUCUCUAUCGACCCCGAGCGCCCUCUCUACGAUGCUUGUCGGCGCAUGCUAGAAUCGCGCGCCCGCCGUAUCCCCCUCGUCACCAGCGAUAGCCAGACCGAGCGGCCCCACGUUCUCAGCGUCAUCACGCAAUACCGUAUCUUGAAAUUCGUCGCCGUCAAUGUCCCCGAUACGCAGCAGCUCCGUCGUCCACUGGGCGAGCUCUUGCUUGGAUCGUAUGAUAACGUCGCCACGGCUUCGAUGGAUACCCCGGUUAUUGAUGUCAUCCAUAUUUUGGUCGAGCGCAGCAUAUCCAGUGUGCCGAUCGUGAAUUCGGAAGGCGUGGUGUAUAAUGUAUUCGAGUCGGUCGAUGUCAUUACUCUGAUCAAGGGUGGUUUCUACGAUGACUUGAGUCUCACGGUUGGGGAAGCAUUGAAGAAACGUUCGCCGGGUUUCCCGGGUAUCUACACAUGUUCAUUGAAUGAUGGACUGGAUACUAUCUUUGAUACUAUCCGCAAAUCUCGAGUGCACCGUCUCGUCGUCGUAGAUGAGCACUUCAAGCUCAAGGGCGUUUUGACUCUGAGUGAUAUCCUGCACUACAUUCUUCUCGAAGGAGAGAAUGAAGAAGCAUGA